Molecule: messenger RNA, 2088 nt
Organism: Syngnathoides biaculeatus (alligator pipefish)
Lineage: Eukaryota; Metazoa; Chordata; Actinopteri; Syngnathiformes; Syngnathidae
Product: zinc transporter ZIP12-like
Exons: 12
Coding region: 90-2078 (662 amino acids)
Biological process (GO): intracellular zinc ion homeostasis; zinc ion import across plasma membrane
Cellular component (GO): membrane
Molecular function (GO): zinc ion transmembrane transporter activity
Source: RefSeq, a predicted model, not a curated record
CAAGGGGCCCGGCUUUGGCUGUACUGCAAGGUUUAGUUCAAGCGCAGGGUGACCACCGAGGCCUCUCGUCCUCCACACUCUGCGUUUGGAUGGUCACCAACCUCUGUAGCAACAUGUGCUUCUGGAGAUUCACAGUUCCUCAUUUUCUGCUGCUACUGACGUGUCUACCGGGGCGAGACCAAGCAGAGUCCAAUCUUAAGGAGGUCCUCAGAGUCUUGGAUCUACCGUUCAGUCCGGAUGAAGAGGCGCACCUCCAGAAGAACCACAUCGGCGUGCUGAUUUCUGCAAUUCUUGUGGCGGUCAACUGCCCAGAGAAGACUGGUGGCUCUCAAGAAGUCUGUGACAAGUGUCUGCCGCCUGAUGUCGCACUUUCCGUGCUAGAGGAUGACGGGAAGUCGUACCUAACCGAGGACGGCUUCCAGCGCCUAUCCACUCUUUUGGUGUACUACAUCGUGAACCUGCGAGACCUGUGCCGGUCGUCUUCCUCGCCUGUCAGUAGCUACGAGUUCUACCUGCUAGCUCUCACCGAUCUCCACCCGGUGGAGGACAGCGGCGUCUUAUCAUUGGAUGAACUCGAGAGCAUUCUGCAGAUCAUCAACCAGCACAACAACCAAGAAAGCUCUACUCUCUCCAACCUCCAGUGUAUUGACGUGGUUCAUCUACUUGAAGACGCUAAUGUGAAAGAAGGUACCCCUAAGAUGUCAGUGGCCAAAGUCUUUGCCGCCAUUAUCAGUCACCUCCUGCAGGGUCGCUGCUUCACCCAGAGGAACCUCCCUCCGCCGACCUUCUUUACCAACUACAUCUUUCACUCCCUCAACCGCACUAAUGAACUGGGAGUUUCAGAUCUGGAGUUGCUGCUCCAACAGCUCGGUGUCGGCAGAGAAGGUGAGAAGCCGCACGCUCACAACAAGAAGAGGCGAAGUUCGCUGACUGAGUCGGGCCAUUCACUGGAGGCUUGCAACCAUGAAGCCGGAAACUGGGCACGGGUCUGUUUUUCAGCCGAUCAGCUGGCGUAUAUUUUUGCUCUCGAUCCGCAAAUGCCCAUUUCCAAGGAGCACUUUGGGCAAAUGUGCCCGGCCUUCAUCCAGCAGUUGCUCGGGAAUGCGUGCGGUUCUGCAGAGUGGAACGGAAGAGGAUCUCACCAACCCACCACUUUUGAGAAGUACGGCUACAGCACGGCGGCGGUGCUGCUCAUCACGCUGGGAUCCAUGCUCGGCAUCUGCCUGGUCUUCUUCAACUCCUGCCAGGAGACCUACACCCUGGUCCUGCAGCUCUUUGUGGGCCUGGCCGUGGGGACGCUCUCCGGCGACGCCCUCCUUCACCUCAUCCCGCAGAUCCUCGGCCUUCACGGACACAAUGAGGAAGGCCUCACGGAGCAGACGGACUACCUGUGGAAGAUCGUCGGCGUGGUGGCUGGAAUCUACGGCUUCUUCCUCAUGGAGAGGAUUUUCUCCAUCCUGGUUCCUCAGCGCAGACAUAGCCACGCUCGGGGUGACUCCGAGGGUCCGUCCCGGAGGGGCAAGUCCAUCUCUACCAUACAGCUGCAGGGACCAGUGGAUGAAGAAGCAGAAACAUCUCUAGAGCAGAGACCUUCACAAAAACUCGGCGGCGUUCCCCUGCUGGCCGUGAUGGUCAUCGUGGGUGACAGCCUCCACAAUUUCGCUGACGGCCUGGUGCUGGGCGCCGCCUUCUCCUCGUCGCCCGAGUCCGGCAUGGCGACAACCGUGGCCAUCUUGUGCCACGAGAUCCCCCACGAGAUGGGGGACUUUGCGGUGCUGCUGAGCUCUGGACUCCCCGUGAAGAUGGCCGCCGUCAUGAAUUUUGUCAGCGCCCUGACGGCUUUCGCCGGCCUCUACAUCGGACUGUUCGUCUCGGCCCAGGCGCAAGUGCAGCAAUGGAUCUUCGCAGUCACCGCGGGGAUUUUCCUCUAUCUGGCACUGGUGGAGAUGCUUCCCGAGAUGAGUCGCUUGCAGAGCGGGCGACCACUCACCGGGUUCUUCCUGCAGAAUGUCGGCCUCCUGUCGGGCUGGGCCUGCCUUUUGCUGCUUGCGCUCUUCGAACACGAGCUCAAAUUCUAACACCGUCGCC